GUUCGUAAGAGUAGGGUUCUGCUCUCUCUUUGCAGUGUUAUUGUAGUCUCGCUCUCAACCCCCAUUUCCGCCUCCUCCCUCUCUCUCUCUCUCUCUCUCUCCACCCCCCCAACCCAUCCAAAGACAGAGGAACUCGACUCUCUCGCCCCGCUGCCCAUUUUCAGCUAAGAGGGCCAAGAGCAAGGCUCAGGUGAAAUGUCCUUUUAUGAUGCUUGGCUCAGGUCAGCUUAGUGGUGGGAGAAAAUGGCAGAGGAGUGGCAUCAUCCAUCUGUAAUUCAAAAGAUCUAUGGGCAGUCUCAGUCCCCUAAACUAUCUCCCUACUCCCAAGCAAGGAACAAUAGCAUACACAACUUUCAAGGCUCUUUCUCCAAUCGCAGCCUUCAAGGGAUACUGCUGCAAUCAUGCCAUGGCAAUAACGGAGUAGUUACUCUUUCCUCCCUUUCACCAAUUUCCCCUGUCAAUGCUUAUGCUCCCAAGGAAAAAGGUGUUGCUGGCUUUCUCACAGAUUUUAUGAUGGGAGGAGUUUCUGCUGCUGUUUCAAAAACAGCAGCUGCUCCAAUUGAAAGGGUUAAGCUCUUGAUACAGAACCAGGAUGAAAUGAUAAAGGCUGGUAGGCUCUCAGAGCCCUACAAAGGAAUUGGAGACUGUUUUGGCCGAACAAUCAAGGAUGAAGGGUUCCUUUCAUUGUGGAGAGGAAAUACUGCCAAUGUCAUCCGUUAUUUUCCCACCCAGGCUCUUAACUUUGCUUUUAAGGAUUACUUCAAGAAAAUGUUUAACUUCAAAAAAGAUAGGGAUGGUUAUUGGAAGUGGUUUGCUGGUAAUUUGGCAUCUGGAGGUGCAGCUGGUGCGUCUUCUCUACUGUUUGUGUAUUCUCUUGAUUAUGCCAGGACCCGACUAGCUAAUGAUGCAAAGGCUGCGAAGAAGGGAGGUGAAAGGCAAUUCAAUGGUCUAGUUGAUGUUUACAGGAAAACCCUAAAAUCUGAUGGCAUUGCUGGAUUAUACCGGGGCUUUAACAUUUCUUGUGUUGGCAUCAUUGUCUAUCGAGGACUCUACUUUGGGAUGUAUGAUUCUCUGAAGCCAGUGCUUUUGGUUGGUUCCUUGCAGGAUAAUUUCUUUGCUAGUUUCUUGCUGGGAUGGGGAAUCACAAUAGGUGCCGGUCUUGCUUCCUACCCUAUCGAUACUGUUCGUAGAAGGAUGAUGAUGACAUCUGGUGAGGCUGUUAAGUACAGCAGCUCAAUGGCGGCAUUCAAACAGAUUGUUGCCAACGAAGGUGCCAAGUCUCUCUUCAAGGGUGCAGGUGCUAACAUCUUGCGUGCUGUAGCAGGUGCUGGUGUCCUUGCUGGUUACGAUAAAAUGCAGGUUAUAUUCUUCGGUAAGAAAUAUGGAUCUGGUGGAGGCUAAUUCUGGGGUUUGUGAUGAUGAUGAUAAAUCCAAGUAUUGUGGUAUCAGUUGAACUUUCUUUUUGUGGUUUUGUUUGAGAGCUCAUUAAUAGUGACACCUGUUGGCUUGAGAGGAACAAUUAUGCUGCAAUGUGUUUGUAUCUGGUUUUGUUUGGGCCUGAUUGCUGUGGGUAAUUGAAAACAUAUGUUGGUAAGGUUACAGUAAAUCCUUGAUUUGGUAUGUUGCAAUGGUGAAUGUUUUUUAUGCUUAAGAAUGAUUAUGAAUGAGUUUUUUUC
Asparagus officinalis (garden asparagus) is the source of this 1676-nucleotide messenger RNA. Its product is annotated as ADP,ATP carrier protein 1, mitochondrial-like. Gene Ontology annotation, cellular component: mitochondrial inner membrane. NCBI's taxonomy places the organism in Eukaryota, Viridiplantae, Streptophyta, Magnoliopsida, Asparagales, Asparagaceae. Bases 244 to 1401 code for a protein of 385 amino acids. The record is from RefSeq and is a predicted model, not a curated record. The transcript is spliced from 5 exons. Gene Ontology annotation, biological process: mitochondrial ATP transmembrane transport; mitochondrial ADP transmembrane transport. Gene Ontology annotation, molecular function: ATP:ADP antiporter activity.